Molecule: messenger RNA, 37715 nt
Organism: Xyrichtys novacula (pearly razorfish)
Lineage: Eukaryota; Metazoa; Chordata; Actinopteri; Labriformes; Labridae
Source: the annotation of a GenBank genome assembly
UCUCCUCCCUUUUUCCAGUGAUGCAUGCGACACGCCCCGCGCUGCUGACGGCUCUGUCAAAAAGCUUUUAUUUUGGUAAUGGCACAUGGCAGCGCGAGCGUUUAUCAGUGAUUGCACCGCGCACGCAGCCUCAGGUAGUGUUCGUGUGUGAAACAGCGCGAGUCAGUCAGUCAGGCAGAGACAGAGAGGAUCUCCAGCUCUUCAGUGUCGCCUCAGUGUUUCCAUAUUGACUACAGGAACUUAUUAAGCGUCCUUCUCGCAGGUUUUUGGACGUUUUUUCUGGGAGCGUUUGUGAAGUAAACUAACCUGCUCAGUUUUUGGGUGUGUGCUCAGCGGUUUUGUCGAGGAGCGUGAGAGAUUACACAGGUGGAGAAGGUGCUCAAAUUAACCUGCCCUCACCUUGGUAAGUGAAAAACAGUGAAAGUGUUUAUUUCUCCUUGUCUUUCUCUCUGUGUGUGUGUUUGAGGCAGUGAAAAUGAUCCAAACUCUUGUGGUUUAUUUGUUUAUAUGCUGAGUGAGAGCACAUUCCUCCUCUUUUUUUUCUCUUUUAUUCCAUCCUAUUGUUAUAUUUCUGUUUUGAAACUUGAGUGUUAUGAUGUUUUAUGGAGGGUUACUUGAUUUAUUAAACUUUAUUGUUGUCUUUAAACCACUGAGACUCAUAACCGUUCAUAAAUGGUGUGGGAACCUCAGAGGAAAAGCAGUGAAGCUUUGCUAAAUUAUGAUUGAUGCCAAGUAUGUGAGCAGUUAAAGAGUGCAGCACCCACAUAUGAGCUGUUUUGGCUAAUGGUGCAUGUAUGAGUGGAAAUUUAAAGUCAGACUUAGUGACUACAAGUUAGAGCCCACACAGAGAGAUGGUUUCCACCCUGACAGUAUAUCUGAAUUGAGGAGAGCAGGUAUUUUAACACAUUAGGCCGUCAGGGUGAUUUGUGGAGGGGCUGGGCCAGGUGCAACCUCAGGAAGCAAUAAGUCAGUAUUUCUGUCACAUUGGUGGCGGGGCUGUUAUCGCCUUUCUCCUCCUCUUUAAGUGGCCUGUUCAAGGUGAUGACACUGAGUAAGCUUUCCUACACAGUAAUUCAAAAUCGUCUGUCUUUUGUUGUCGGUGUCUAGACAUUGGUUGUACCUUUUGCCUCUCUCAAUCAAAUGUUCAUUCAUGAAUACAUCUCAGCAGGUGGGAAAGCACUAAAAGGUGUUUCUCAGCGCUCUUGUAACCAGAAGAGUCCCAGUGGAACCUCCACCGCCUGCUGUUUGUGUACCCAGUCCAUUGUGACUGUGCCUUUCAUGUGCCUGCUCCUCAACCCUCCUCUCACUUUAUAUUGUGUGUAUUUCAGAAGAGUUUUGGGCAGGGAACACUUUGCUGUUCCUGAGAUAUAGGAUAGCUUAAAACCAUCAAAGAACCAAAAACACGCCACUGUAAUUUUGGACAGAGCAAAGCGGUUGUCUUUUCAAGAAAACAGUGAAGAAGCCAGAGUCGUAACUUUCUAACUCAGGGUAGGAAUCUUUUUUGUUUGUUUUACACUUGCACUGAGGUUUUCAAAGAAGAACAUUUCAGCCUGGUUUUUACAAAAUACCACUGUUUUUAUAUAGCACACAGUCUAAAACCAGCAGCUGUGAUGAGCAUGUGCACAGUUAUGCAGGAAGUUACUCGGUCUGUUUUGUCUGAAUGAUGAAGGUGGUUCUUUGGCUCUUGUUUUAGAAGUGUGGUUUUCAGAUUUAGCUAAAGCAGAGGCGUCACAGGAUGCUGAUUCCUAUUUCUUCCACAUUACGUCUUGAAACAUGGUUUGUUGGUUUGAAAAUGUGCUACACUGUAAGAGAAAAGCAGUUUCUAACUUGUUUCUAAACGGACAGAAUUGCACGAGUGUGGAUGUUACAGGCAAAGUGCUGGUUGGUGUCUUUUUGUAAGGAGCAGCCAAUGGUGCAUGCAUGCAGAGGAUGUGGUUAAGUGGUCUGAUUUGCUGAGCAGCAGAGUGCUGCCAGUGUGCAGUGAACAGCAGGAAAGUGAUCUCUACAUUAAGAUGGUACAGAGGGAGAUAAGUGAAGCUGGUACCAUGUGUCUUUGUCUUUUUAGAGAACUUAGCCCACGGUGGAAACAACUGCUCCAAAAAGGUUAUAUAACCGUAGAGUACAGGAAGGAAUAGAGAUGCUCCAUCCGUGUUGGUGUUGGAGAAACUCCAGCAGUUCACCACACUGAUAUGUAAUGGCGAUAAAAUUUUGGUCUGAGCGAUGAUAAAAUACGACUCUGUCUGCUGAAGUGCACCAAAGGGACUCUUUUCAACACUUCCUUAGAAACUGGAGAGACUCAAAGUAAAACGUCUCUAUUUAGUGUUUUACUGGUUUGACUUCACAGGUCUGUUUGUUUAGAAGACGAAGAGACCUCUGUGGACAUUUCUGCUCGUCAAAAAGCCCUGUGGCCGUUGAACACGAGGGGAAACUAAUGUAAAAUAACUGAGUUCAUAGAAACAAGCCGAGCCAGUGUUAGCAGAAGCUCACUCUACACAUGCUAUGUCCACUGUAGAGCAUUAGGAAAACAUUUGUGUACAACUUCAAACUAAACUGUCUUAAACUUUACCAGAGGGAUCAUCUGGUUUCUUGGGUAACCCUCAAAUUGGAAAUAUUCACAGAUUUUACGGACUUUUAAACACUGAUAUUUUUCAGGAUCAAAAGCAUUGGGAAAACAUUUGUGUACAUCUAGGGAUGGGAAUCGAGAACCUGAUCUUGUUGCGAACCGGCUCAAAAUGGUUCAAUCCAUCGACAUCAUAUAUACAUUUAUUCUUAACGAUUCCUUUAACGAUUCCUUUCUUAUGGGUGCCUUGACAAAUGGUCUCGUUUGCAAAAACAUGGUAGAUGGUACGAAAAGUAGGCAGAAACGAUCUCAAGUGUGGCUUCAUUUUACGAAGAAAGACAACAACGGGUUUUGUAUGGAAGUUUUUAGUUCGACCUGACCUAAAAACCCCUCAAAAUUUUGCGUGAGAUUCCGCCCCGCAUAGUAGUGUCCUCUUUUUGGGGAUCCAGGAUAUGGUCACCCUGAUUUGACUUAAUACUGACCAAAGUAAAUGCUGUACAAAUAGUUUGUCGUUUGAUUAUUUUUAGACUCUCACUGAAGGUGGCAAACAUCUUUUUCUGUUAUCAGAGACUCAAUCAAAUUUUGAGUUAAUGGUGAAAACCUGUAGUCUAAGUUUUUUUAAAUCAAAGAAAGGCAUUGAUUAGGGAAUUGUUAAAGAAUUGAAUCGAUAAGCAGAAUCGAUAAUGGCAUCGAUAUCGAUAAAAUCUUAUCAAUUCCCAUCCCUAUGUACAACUCAACUGUGCAGACAAACUUUAGCACAACUAAACUUAACUAGAACAAUCAUCUGGUUUCUUGGCGCUUUAUUUGUCAACACCGUACCCCUCAAAUUGGAGAUAUUUACAGAUUUUAUGGACUUUUAAACACUGAUAUUACUCAGGCUCUUAAACAAAUAUUACAACCAUAUAUUUCGUCAUCUCAUCCACACCUUUAUUACGCUUAUAGGCUUGUGUUUCAGCACGUUAAAUCCUUUAGAAGCGUGCAUCAGUGUUUUCACACCGAACAGGGAGUAACCUCAAAAAUUACAGGUAUGCUUCCAUCUGUAAUUAUCUUGAUGACACACAAGCGAUUAGCGAUCUAUAUAAUGAUACAGAAACCGAUCGGCCAACGCCCCUUUUGACAUCAUUUGUUGUUGUUUGAUAUGUCUUCAUCACCUUGGUGACUGCAGCUUUAUCUGACCAUAUGGGUGUGAUUUGAAGGAUGCCUUGAAUUUUAUUUCCCUGUACUCAGUCCAGGGAGAGGCCUGCUGCUGCAUUCCUCUCCUUUUAAUUCAAAGGGCGUGUGUGUCCAGGUAGGUGUCGACCUGUCAGAGCACUGCGUCACACACACACACAUACACACAGGGCAGAGUCAUCAGCAGACUGCAGCGCUUGCUGAGGGCAGCGGAAAGUUCACACUGGUGCGUGUGGCCACCAGUAAAGAGCACUGACAGGUGUGAUUCACGCCAGGAAUAUUCCCCCGCAGCCACAAUAGUUCAUCCGAGAAUAUGCGCUGUCUUUGCAUCAAAGCUCCCAGCUGAACGUUUUUAAAGUCUGUUAUGUUCAUCAGCCAUUCUUUCUGUAUUAGCACGCCGGAGAGUCGGUGCUUGUUCAGUUCAAUCCAGUGGAUUUUGGCCCCGAGUUCAAGCCGAAGACAAACAGUCUCAGCUAUGAUCUGCAGUCAUUUAGGGAAAGGGUGAAGAGUUGGUGCUCAGGUGUGGCUGCCAGACGUUUCAUUCUGCAGAGGUGUAGUCUGCUCUCCUGUUAGUUAAUCUAAUCCCUUUAGCGUUUGUGAAUGUUUCACCUCCACCACAGUACAUGUGGUAACACUGUUCUCUCAAUCGCUUCAGUCCUCAGAAUAAAUGUGUUUUUAAUUCUCAGGAUUAGCUCUAUGGUAUUAUAGUGAUGCGCAUGCUAUUGUUCGGUUUCACUCCAAAUUUAUGAUCUUUUUAUAACCGUCGACGUGUGAACCGGUUGCUAUCCUUGUGUUGUGGGGACAUGUUGAUCGAAGUUAAUGAAUCAUAAAAAGGUGAGUCAUGAUAGUAUUUACCACACUCCAGCAAACUCACACACAACUACACACUUGUGUUAGGCUUGUGUGAGCAGGUUUCACUCAUUUAGACUAAAAUACCUUCAACUGCACGUUAUGAUAAACAUGCGAAAUUACAGAUUUGCACAUGAGUUAAGCGUAAUUGUUUGUCUACUUUCCACAGUCUUAAAUGACACCCAGGUUUACGGCCUCUGACCGCGGCCUCUGCGUGUAUUUCUUUUCUUAAUUGUAGUGAGCAGCGGAUCAAAAAGCUACAGUAACACCAAGGUGAUGCUUAAGAAACACAUGACCUCAUGUUUUUAAGCUCCACUAUCCCAAAACAAAGAGUCGUCAACGGUUUUAUCACGUAUAACGUCAGAGUGGCAUUAUGUGUGAAUUAUUAUAUGUUCUUUUACAUUGAGCUGUUUUAUGACACUGAUGUAAUCGAUCCCGCUAGAUUUUACGACGACCCCAAAUGGUGUUAUUGAAAACCUCUUCUAAUGAAACCCCUCCGGCUGUCUGCAUGUUGGAGCAGCGAGUCUUGAAUCCAAAGGCCCGCUCUUUCCCCGUCAUACCUCCACUAUCUCUCCCGCCUGUGGGGACAAUUUCUCAUAGAUGUGACAAGCGCCAAAAGGUCUUGAACUUACAGAGUUUACACAUGAAAGGCUUAAACGUUCACCUUAGAGAGCAGAAAGUAUCCAUCAAUGAAAGUAAAGUUGGAAUAUAUUAAGAGAAAAGCUGCGUGAUAUUGAUGGUACAAACACUUGAACAGCCCAGUCAUUUAUCACCUCAAAUGUUGCUUCAAAUCAAUCAGCAACUCUUAAAAACGAUAUAAAUCGACUCUGACAUGAAAUGCUCAUGGAUUUUGAGCGGCUGUUUGUUUUACCACGCAGACAGGAGCUUAGUUUACUUAAUAAUAUCACAUCUGUCUGAGUGUUUGAAUAAACCUGUCUCUGAAAUUUGAAUGCCGCCUCUUGUAGUCUGUCAAACUUGGCAUGUUACUGUAUGUUGGUAUGUGCUGUAGGAAUGCUGGGAGGUCAUGAACUGGUCCAUUGUGUUAGUCGGAAGUGAGAGUAUUUUACUACACCUUCUUGACUUGUUCCCAGCUCCUCCUGAACUACGAGUCUUAGAAAUUACUUCAUAACUGGAAUUCUUCUCUUUGUCUUGGAUUUGUUCAAUUGUAUUCUCAUAUUGGUGUGGCAUCAAGAAGACAUGAAUACAGACUUAAAGGGAUAUUCCGGCGUAAAAUUAGACACUCCGUUGAGCGAUGAAUGUUGGCGACUGCUUGCUUCUCAAGUUAUACCAACUUUAGUAACGGAGCAAUACAGAGAGCCAUGCGCUCAACUAAAACGCCACUCUAUAUCCACAAAUAAUGCUCAGAACAGCUCCUAACUUCAUCAACAGUACAUAUAGGGUCCCAGUCAUAGUACUAGCCACCAAACAUCUUGUUAGCUUUGCCUGAUUUGAUUAGCAAAGAGACUAAACACAACUCACCCACUCUCUUCCAGCAGCCGCUUGUGUGUACAGAGACCUCCAGGCGAGUCCAUCGACUGCAGCGGGGUGACGCAGCUCAAGAAAGAACAUUUAUGAUCAUUACUUUAUCAUUUCCUUAAAGUAAUAAUCAUCAUAUUAAUCAUUUUGCACUGUAGACGCAGUAGUUUGUCUGCCUUGGCGUCUUGGUCUGAUUGUAUUUCCAUGAACUUCCACAAACAAACUAAAUUUUACGCCAGAAUAUCCCUUUAACCUUUCAUGUGAAUCGGCGGCUUUGCUUGCAGCGCUUUUAACCCGACAGGCCCACGUUUUCAGUGUUUGCAGACGCAUUUUGUUUGUGGUGCAGCCUUCGAGUCUCGUCACCGCCAAAUAAGCUCAAACCAGAGUGUGCCACUUCCCCCCCUGCCCACUGCUGUGUGUUGUCAGCUCCGCCACAUACUUUCUCUUUGACAUUAUCCUCCACUAACGUUUUUUUACGAUGCUUACAGUGAACAUUUAUGCAGCGAAUUAGCAGGGAGCCUGUGUGAUAAUGGGUACUCUUUAGGAGACUCAUGGAACUAAUUGACACCCCCAAAGGCUGGGAAAGUUCGGGCGGCUGCUCCCUGUCAUUAUCACAACUGCACUCACUUCUGGAGGCCACAGCAAUUAAGAGCACCUAAUGAUGGUGAGCCUAGAAACCCUGCUAAUUGCCCCAGACUGGCAGUAAGUGAGUGGGCCUGCACUGCAUGUCCCAAACACUUGAGGAAUGUGGGGGCUGAUUAAAGUGGCUGCUGUUUGGAGGGAUUUAGGUGAGCAGGGAGGAUGAUGUCCCAGAUCCACUCUGAGCUUCCUUUGCUUGUUUUUCAUACUUUAAGAUUAUCUGAUAACGGUAUUAUGCAAUGUUAGUAAUCAUUGACAGGCUUUUAUUGCUUUAUUUACAGACUUGGAGUAAAGAUCAUAAUUUACAUUCCACUGCUGGCCGCAGACUGCAGCUCUUUCUUCACUUAGUAUGAUAGUGAACUUAGAUAAACAUAUUAACCUGUGAUGAACCGUAACACUUCCAGUAUUUAGAGGUGUAAACAUAGCAGGGCUGUAAUUAAAGACAACAUCUUAUCUGCUUUAUGAGUUUAUGUUUAUGCGGCUCUUUGAUUAUCUCCAAGCUAAAGUAUGCACAACUAUGAACAAUAGAUAUGAUUGAAGGUCAGCUAAGUCUAAUACAAAGGGACAUAUCUUUGUGGUUAUAUAUGCGUGUUGUUGCAUGGUGUGUGUUCUGCUUUUACUUUUUAGUCUGAUGUUACGAUGUUUGGGUGCAGGCUUUAUUUUCCAAUAAGGUGUUAACAGUAUAUUUAAGACAUUAUGUCACUGUCUGUGUACACUUGUAUGUUAUUGGUCUUUUUCUGAGAUAAUGUCAGUUUUAUCCCCUGUCAGUAUGUGCAUGUAUGUGUGUGUGUUUACAUUGGGAGGGCGUUGAUGGGUUAAUGAAUCUGUAAUCACUCAUGUCAUCAUCAUUUGCGUGCCACAGAGCUCUUUGUCUGCACAUGCAGUCUAAAACAAACAAGAUCGGGGUCUAAGGACAUAUUUUACCUUCAUUACUGUAACUUUCUCAAGUAAACUAGAAGACCACUUUUGGAAACACCUGGUCUACUGUAAAAGUUGGAUUUUGUGAAGAUUUUCUUGAACAUUAACACAACCAGGCCCUCGAUAAUUUUGACUAUCUCUAUACCUUUUAUUUUGUUCUUUGUGCUGCAUUCUCCAAAGAAUAUUUAUGCUUCAGACCUCCAUGGAAAAAAAACUGCUUUUAGUUUAUUGAGAAUGAACUGAAGAGGCUUUACUGUGUGCAAACAUUAGUGUCACAUUCUGCAGCCAUGUACUUGGUAAAGUGGGUAUUAUUAUCUGUAUUAUUAUCUGUAACUUGGCAAACAAAAACACUAACAUUACCAAAAAAGACAACAACAAAGACACUGACAAUACUAGUAAGAAUCACACAACAUUAAACUACAACAAAUACACAAGUGAUAACAAAAUAUACUGAACAUAAACACUAAAAACAACAACACUUGCAUCGUUAACACUUAUCAUCAUCAAUACCACAAUAACAACAACAAAGACAUAAUAAUAACAAUAACUCUCACAACAAUCACAAAUACACAAACAACAAUAAGAGAGACAACAACACUGACAAGAACAACAAGUACAGUAACAAUGACUUAACAAUAACACUAACAACCACAGCAUAGACUCCAUAAACAACACAUAAGAACAAGUAAACAAUUAUACUUACAACAGCAAGAGAGAGAGCUACAAGAAAUACACUAACAACAAUCACACUAACAAGAACAACAAAGACACUGACAAUAUCAAUACAACGACAAAGAUGUUGGCAACAACAGAAACAGACAAACAACAACACUUUUAAGAUGUAAAUGUAAAACAAUAGAAAAACAACAAAUUUAACACCAACAACAACACAAAAGUAGACGAAAACAACACUAACAACAAAACAACUUCCACCAACAACGUGAUAACAACAACACUAAUAACAGCAACAGUUACUGUGAUGCUUACAACAGCAACAACACAAGUAACACAAACAACACAAAAAACUCUCAUAACCUCAAUAUUGAUAUCACAAUAACAAUACCCUCAGCACUGACUUCAACAACAGCAAUAACAACAAGAGUGACAACAACAACAACAACAAAUUUCACAAUUUUUAACUUAGAAAAAGUCGAACAAACUGGUUUUGAUUUAACUUUGACAGUAAAUCUGCUCGUAAAUCUGCAGACUCACAUUCUCCAUUCCCUUUAAUGGUUUUCCCUCUCAUGGAUCCUCGUUGUUUACAGAGAGCGGCUCGGCCGACGUUUCACACCAGGGGAAACUAUGAUGUGACAGACUGUAACAUUUACCGCGCUGUCAUCGUCAGUUAACAUUUUAUAUCGUGUAAAAAUGUGGAAAGUCUAAUUCUCACCAGGAAUAAGAAAUCUACAUCUGUGACUAGUCUUUCCUGUCAUCAUGCUGAGUGGAUUUUUGGUGGAUCAUGUUCAAAAUUCAACUUUAUGAUUCAGUUUCCUCAUUUAAAGAUGAUUUUUGUCAACAAUAUUUGUAUUUGUGAUAUAUAUAUAUGAUUGGUUCUCUAAUAUCCAAUCUCAUAUGCUUUCACUGUAGGUUUUAACUUAAGAUUUACAUCCUUAUGAUUCUCUAGUCUACAUCAGAUUUUGUGGAAAGCGUAAAUUUUCGUGCAAAGUGAACUGCAUGAAUAUAUAAAACACCCCCCGGAACAGCGCUACAAAACAAUGAACUCUCAAACUGAUUUAUUUAUGCAGCUCUUUAGAAAAAACACAGCUACCCAACUAUAUGUCAUACAUCACCCUACACUUGUAUACUGUAGAGAUAUACAUUACACACAGUGGUCGCACUGAAACACAACAAAGCAUACCCCGCUUUGAAGGCUGUAGUUUUUGUUUGUUUCACUUGUCUCCCGGAGGAGCAUUUGGAUUUAAUGAAACCCCUCGGCUUCGCAGGCACUUUAGCUAUGUUGGUCAUGUGUCUUUGGUUUCAAAUUCUUCCCAUUCUUUUUUGAUGUGGUUACACAAUCCAUGUCAAGGGGACUUAAGCGAGUGGAGGAGAAGUGUUGCUGGAGAUAAAAGCCAGCUUUGGCAAAAAUGUCCCUCAUCUUCACCUGAUGAUCUGAUGUCAGGACUCUGAUGCUGAAAUGUACAUGCUGGGUUCCCACGUUUCACUCACAACUGUUUUACUCUUUCUGUUUUGACAGGAGUGUGUGCUGAACUGAUCCUUAAAUGGCGCUGACAGUGAACCUAAUCGGCCCGUCACCAUGGGGCUUCAGGAUAUGCGGAGGACGGGAUUUCAAGAAGGCCUUAACUGUAUCAAAGGUACAAAAAAACGUAAAGCGUCUGAACCGCAUCACAUCUUAUCAAACCACAUCCUCUGUUUUUUAGCGAAGGCUCAGUCUGUAAUGGCAUGUCACGCAAAGUCAACUUCCUCCUCACUGCAUCUCUCUUCUUGCUUUUGUUUUUGUCCGUCGGCGGUUUGGUACCUAUUUCCUCGACUACUGAACCCGUCAGAAAAGAAUGGAAGUCGAUUACAUUAGAAGGAAACCACUGAUUACAGUAACAGUGGAAGCUGAGGUGGGAGGUGAGGGGUUCCUGAUCCCAGAGUGUAGCGUGUGCAAGUGAGGGUUUUGUGUUCCCUGUGCUGGUGUGCAUGCAUUACCACGUGCACUGGUAAAAAAUGCACCCCGAGCAUGUGCUUGUUGUUUUUAUAGACCGAAUUUUCCGAGUCAUUGUUUAAAAAAGUCGAGGCAGAAGUGGAAGAAGUGGAACCUUACCGCUGUAACCAGACAGCGCAGUAAACACCACCAGGAAAUCUUGCCUAGAUUAAAUUUUGCAUGCCAGAGACACCCAGCUCUGCCCACUGCACAGACUUCUCUCCGAGAUAGACUCCUCAGUUUGGACUCAGAGAACCCUCCAACCCAUAAAUGAUAAAUUACGGCUAAAGCAUGGCAGGGCACCCACAAUUCACACAGACACUGACUUCAAAAGAAAUGAUUGUUCGCCCCCUCUUAACAACUUCUGCAGGAAAAACAGGUCUUCCCAUGAUUGAUAGAGUUUAAGUCUGAUUUUGUUCCUGCUCCCAGUAAACAACACCAGCAUGUUUGCUUGUCUCAAAUAUCAAACGGGUUCUCUGAAGUGACAGGGAUCCCUGUAGAGACAGAAACUCCACUGCUGAGAUCAGUUUGUAAAGCCCAGCUUGAGCAAUGUCUUGUCUCGCUCUCAUCCCCCCCUCCGCCCCGCCGUGAAGCAACCACGGGGUCGGACCAUCUGAGGUGGUUGGUGCUUGGCAGAGAGACACAACAUGGAUGCCCUCGUUUCUUUUAUUCUUGUUGUCCUCGAAGAUAGCUCGGGCACAGACUCUGGAAGAGAGCCCCCGACCGCUCGCUCGCAGUGUUUAUGUGAAACCAGGCGUGUCCUGAUCAGAAAAAAGCACACACUAUUGUGGAUCGCCACAGCAACACUUAAUUACCUCUGGAGUGGGCCCACAGACAUGGCACCUCUGCCCUCAGGCCCAACAAAACCGACAAACACUUGGUCAACCGGCACUCUGCGUCCAUUUAUACACAUCAUUUUGACUUUUAUCUUUUCAUAUUGGCUCGUUUUUGUUUUCCACCACAUUCUUGGUUUUAUUGCCCUUUUCUGUUUCGGAUUUAAAGAGUUGAGUAAUGUUUGCGGCGGAUGUCAUACUUCUCUCAAAGUUAAGCGAGCAUCACCCUCGAUGGUUUUCUUUUUUUGUUUUAGUAAAAGUCUGUGUGUUUGGAUGAAUGUGCUAAAACUGUUUCAGCCCAUUACUGUGGAAUUCCCUCUGAUGUGAGUGUAUAGCAUUGGCUUUGACAUGCAGGGAGGCUGGAUGCAAAGGUCAAGCCCAGUCAAACCAUCAAGUAGUGUCACACUAAUGACUUGUCCCUCAGGGUGUCAUAAAUCUGUCUGCUGCUGCUGCUGACUGUCACUGUCUGAUCCCACGUGCACCAAGUGUUUUGGCCUCUUUUGGUAUUUACUUUUGAAUUUAUGAGUUUUUUAUGACUUAUAUAGAGAGAGACAGAGAAAAUAAAAGAGUGCAGCAAGUGUGAAGCAAUUGUCAGCACCUUUUCUGAACGUCAACCCCUGACAAAUGAUCCACACAGCCGUGAGACGCAGCGCAGCCCACGCCUGACAUUAAAAGUCGUGUUUAGAGUACGACCCGGGGCCAGUAGCACCUAACUGAGAGGCAUUCAUCUGUUCAACAGGUCAACGGGGGCAGCAAAGCAGAGAAAGCAGCCCUACAACCCGGUGACAUUAUCUUGGAGAUCAAUGGUGAAAACACGGCGGACAUGCUGAACGUGGAGGCCCAGAACAAGAUCAAAAACUCCAAGACUCAGCUGCAGCUGCUGGUAGAGAGGUAUGCUACUCUUAAUUGUGUUGUCCUGUUAUGCAAAACAACGCUGCGCCAGAGUCUCUUCUGCAGCUCAGCUCCCCCGCUCUGAACUCCUGAAACGUCUCCAAUAUUUACUUCCUGCAGUGAGCGCGGUUCGCUCCAGCUCCCAUCUUUCUUUACACUGUUUUUAACUUUAUCAUGUAAGCCCUGUACAAACAACACAAAGCGAUUGUUAUCAGGGGAAAUGCCAGCAUGUAUGAGAGCCGCCGUUCCCUUCCCUCGUCCUCCUUAAUAAACCGUGUUUUGAGUUUUGCCAAGACUGUGUUUGGAUAAAAGCGAGCUGGCUGCUGAAAAAAAAAAAAGUUUAUUUUGAGCCAGGGCUCCUCUUGGCUGGCAUUUUGAUUAAAGGUCCUCCCUAAAUUCUCCUUUUCUUGUCACUGCUGGCCCAUCGGUCCCUCUUUCUUGCGCAGUCACACACACACAAACGUGUAAACGCACACUCUCUCACGCACGUGCACUUUCACAGAUUUCCUCCUUGGAUGUCCCCGGUCCAUGUGAGUGAAUUUUUCCCCGCUGACCUCAUGUCUCGGAGAAAGCCAGAAACAACACCGGUACUCCUUGCCCACACAUGCAGGACAAUGCCACUGUGCCAUGUCUUCAGUCCCUCUCUGUGUAAACUGUUGAUGGUUUUCAGCACCAGAACUUAAAGCCUGCUGUCUGAAUUUACUUCACAUUAAGGUCACAUGAUUGAUGAGUGGGAUUCAGAUAGUGAGUAUGUUUAAUAUGUUCUUGUUUAAUUGAGUGGACUCCCUUUUCUUUCCAUUUCAACAUCUGGUUUGUUGGCACUGUCAGUCCUCUCACAGAUGGUGUUGCCCAACGAAAGCAGCUUGAAUCAGCUCUUCCUCCAGAGUAGAGAAGUGGUGUUUGAAGGCGUCUCCUGCAGUGUUACAGUGGCAGUGGUUUGUUUGCAGAGCAACAAACAUUUGCAAACCCUAUUUAUUUUUACAUGACACAGCAACCGCACGAUUUCUGUCUUGUCAUUUUCCCUGAAGUUAUUUUAGUCCUGAUGCUUUUGCAGCUUCUUAUUUGGAUUCAGUUCAUUGAUGACUUUCUCAUGCUUACAAUUACUCCCAUUUUAGCUUCACUCCACUGGCUACACAUACAUUUUAGGGUUUUAAAUCCCUGUAUAGUCUCGCCCCGCCGCACCUCUCUGAGCUUCUACAUUUUUAUUCUCCUUCCUGGUCUCUCAGGUCAGCCGAUCAGCUGCUCCUGAGAGAGCCCAAAACAAAGCAAAAGCUCAGAGGGGAUCGUGCCUUUGCUGUCGCAGCUCCUAAACUUUGGAAUAACCUGCCUCAGCACAUCUGACAGGCCUCCGCUUUGCCUGUCUUAAGACCCACCUCUUCUCCUUGGCUUUUAACAGCCAGUAGGAGGUUGACUUCAUUUAUUUUAUUUUAUCCAUUUUAUUUAUUGUUUGUUUUUAUUUGAUUUUACUGUGUUUUAUUUUAUUUUUACCUUAUCUAUUGUGCUUCCGUUGUUUUAUUUAUUGUAUUUUUAUCUGGCUUUGCAGCACUUUGGGAACCUUGCGUUUGCUUAAAUCGUGCUAUAUAAAAUAAAGAUGCACCGGUCCUUUCUUGUCCGAUCCAAUCCGAUACUGAUACCUGGGCUGAGUGUAUCGGCCGAUAUCCAAUACCGAUCCAAUACUACUGUUGAAGGAAUGAAAUGUAUACCUUAGGGCCCCGACCGAUAUGGAUUUUUUGGGGCCGAGGCCGAUACCAAUUACCGCUGAUCGGUGCCUCCACGUCCUAACUCAUGUUACUCCAUUUCCGGUCUGGUCUCACCUGGAGACAUGCAGCUGCCUCAGUAGGAAAAUUAGCUCGAUCCCAUAAUGUGUACUGUUGUUUAUUCUACUGUUACUGGCACGGCUAACAGUGUAGCAAGGCUAAUAGCAGAUGGCUAACUUUAGCUUGCAUAUCACAUGGUGCUUCACCGUUAACUCAGCGUGACCAAGAUCAGACUGGAUCGGAACGCUGGAUCGGCAUCAUUCAUCCGAUAUCCGAUCCAGUUAAAUGGUCAAUAUUGGAGCCGAUAUCCGAUCCAAAUAUCGGAUUGGUGCAUCCCUAAAAUAAAAUGGAUUGGAUUACAAUUAAAAAACAGGGAUUAUCUCCCUGUGAUCCCAAGUUAUGAUACAAGCAUCAAACAUUGUACACAAGACCAAUGUUUUAAAAGUAUUUGUUUACCCUGCAUGAGAAGCUAUUGCAUUUCUUUCUGUCUCUUCUGGUCAGUAUGAAGAUUAUUGUUUGUCGCAUGCAGCAGUAUUCUUAUAAUGUUUACCUUUUGAAGAAUCAGCCCUCAGGUUGUUUUACUUCACGUCUACUUGUCGACAGCCUGAACCAGCAGAGGGUUUUUAAGUGCUGGUUCGUCGCACAUUUGCACCCCUGUGGUUUAAAGUCACAGUUAGGCUUUCACCAGUUUCUAACACAUAUUGUCAUUAAAAUAGACACUGACUCUGGCCUGGACGCCGACCCAAAAUACACCUCACUGACCAUGACUUCUGGUGUUUUGCUGUUUCAUGGUAAAAAAGUGGAAGUGUGAAACACAAGAUGCACAUUUUUCAGCAGUAUUAGUUCCUUAUUUAUGACUUUUUCAGGCCGGCAAACACAAACGCCUCUCCUACGGGAAGACAUGUCUUAAAGCUCCUGUAUCAGUUUUCAUCGUCUUGCCAUCUCUUUCUUGUGCACUGUAUGUGGAGCCCAAGCCACAAGAGGUGUGUUUCUGGGUGAUUUACCACAGGCAUCCAGGCCUUCCUGUGUGCCUCAUUACCCCGGGCUCAGCUCAAAGCCAGUCAGCCUCUGGUCCUGCAGCUGGAAGAGGAGGAGGAGGAAGAGGAGGGGGGCACUCUGUGUUUGCAUUGGCGCCUAUACUGCCCAUAUUCCCCCCUCCAAAUUCAGUGAUGGAAAUGCUCACAGAAUAUGUUUUCUAUUUAAGAAAGUCAAACAAAAAUGACUGGUUUGGAAAGACGAGAUCCAUUGAGAAAAUGUUUGAAAGGGGACAGAGUGUGCUGCUGUGCUCUUCGUCUGCAGCGAUCUCCAAGAUUCAUGGGAACAAACUAAUCUGUGCUUGCCAGGACGGUUUAAAAGAGACGUCAAAAAUGAAUUUCAACAGAGGAGCGUUUUGAAUUAUGACCCUUCAGGAAGUGUAUCAUUUUUCCUCAGCUCAGCAUUUUCCUGCUAGUUCUUGAACAUACUACAAACUUUGGGUGCACCAGCUUUUCCAGAUUGUCAUGUACUCCAAUUGGAAGAAAAACGUUCUUAAUUAGCAUGAGCAGACGUAGUCAAAUUAUUUCCAGGAGCAGUUGGAUCAGACUUUUUCUACAUGCUUGAAUCAAACUGUGAUGAUGAGACAGAUAGUUGACCUCUGUUGAAUUUCUGUCAUUGCAGACCUGAACCUGCUGUGCCUGGGCAGACCAACGGCAUCAGCACCCCUGAGCAGCUCACCGGACGCUUCCAGGUCAGUGCUGCAGCUUCCCUGGAGUCUUUAAUCUGAACACCUGAGUGCUCGUCUAAAACUAUGAUCUGUGUGAUUACACCUAUUUUAUUUACAAGAUGUUUUUACUGCUCUCCAAUUCAUCCAGCUCACAUCUGUUUUCUUCAUAUCCGCUUGUUGUCAAGGUGAAUCCUGUACAAGUCAUGUUUCUGCAUUUUAUAGAGAGUCCCUAACCGGCAUCUAUAAAACACACCAAAAAAACUCUCUAACUGUUUAUGGACAACAUUAACUUGUGUGUACUUGCGUGUGAGGACACUCUCACAGGUGUCUUCUCUGCCUGUAAAUUAAGCCGUUCACUCCUAACAUAGUUGAAAUUCAGCAGUAAAGGAUUGAGUUAACGUUUCUCAAAUGACGUGUCUUUUAGGAAGCUGUAAUCGUGAGCAGAGAUGAGAAUCAGAACUACAGAGAGUACAUCUCCAGCCCUGCGUCGCUGUCAUCCGGACCUUAUUCACCAAAUCCUCCUGCCAGUCCCGACGGGAAGAAAGAGAGUCUGACACCCACCAAUAAGAGGUAUCUCAAGCGAUCAGAGUUGCUAUGUACAAAAACACAGGUCAAAUUUCGCCGCCCUAUUAAAAUAAUGGGCUAAAUCAUUUUUUGAUCAUGGCACAAUCCUUUCAACUAAGGAUUUAGGUGAUUUUACCAGAUAUGGCCAGAAUUAUCAAGAGAUGAUUUCGGCCGAAAACUCAUUUUCGUCAAAAAUUUUAAUAGAUUUGUGUUUUACUGUGAAUUUUGUUAAAUUCAGUCAUGGUGAGUGGCUGCAUUACAUGUCUGAGAUGGAAACAGACAUGUCAAAAGACUUUAACACGUUGAAUAAUAAAAUUUGAAAACAACAACAACAUAAAAAAACGCACAAGCAUUUCUAGAAGUUGUUGGACCAAUACCAAACUCUUUCCUGUGUUGUUACUUUUCUUUGUAACUAAAGGAAAGGAUUAUCCUGUCUGUAGUCAACUCCAUUCGAUCUGGUUACAUGUAAAUAACAUUUCAGACAAUCAGACUGAAACUUUAGCUUAAAAGGACAUUCUUUCAGCACCGACAGGGUCUAAGAUAAAGUCUAAGGACAUUUCAGGGUCUGACGUUUCAGACGGACAGUCGAGUCUCUUUCAGGAACCCGUCCAUUCACCGCUUAAACAGGCUCGAAAACGUAACAAAAGGUUGCAACAAGUGCUCUCUUGACUCCACAACAGGCGCACAGUCAAUAGGUUUGGGAAUAACAGGCCGAAAGUGGAGCCAUGGGAUUGUACUGUAGUAACAAAGGAUAUGCACAGGAUAUCACAUUCCAGCGUUUGCAUUCAGGUUAACAAAAGGCAGAAUGUGGAACGUUCACCGCGCUCUCUCUGAGCGUGCCCGUCUGUUGACUCUCUACCGACAACUUUUACUGGGUUACAGGUCAACCUCGAAUUUAAACACUCGCCUGAAGUGAUGGAGACUCUGUAAAAUUGUCACUUUUGGAUACAUAAAUAACUAAAGAAAUGUUGGUUUAUGUCCAUUAAGCCUCAUUGGUGCAUCUAACUCUGCAUGUUUUCAUUAUAAAUCGCAAGAAUGAGAACGAGCGGAGAAUCCAGAAAAUUUACAAAUUUUAGCAGAGGUCCAGGAAAUUUGAUUUCUCUGUGCUCCAACUGAUUCUCAAAGUAGUUCAAAGUUCACAGCUAAAAGAGACUCAAUUUAUCUUUGCAGCUCUGGUUGUCCACAUACCACUUGAGCAAAAUCAUGCAAAUAAAAUAACCUGACAGGAGCGUAAUUAUUUGGCCAAAUCAGCAGAUACCACAUCAACUGAAGCACUUAAUCAAAUGGAAGAUAAAGUGAAUCUGUUGUUUUUAUCUGACAGUGUCCAGCUGCGUUCGUGGUCUCCAGAGGAGAGGAGUCAGGGGUUUUCCAGACCGCUGUCACAGGUUUGUUUUAUACUUUUUUCUCAGUAUUCUGCUUAAUAAGGAAGUUUUCAGUCUACCAGACUUUUCAUAGAGGACUACUGCGAGUUAUCUUGAGGAUUACUCUUCACCCUGCAGAAAAAAUAGUUAAAAGCCAAGAUAGUCGAAGCUUUUAUCAGUGUAGAGGCUUUGGUCCUUGUUGCAGAAGUUGCUGGUUCGAUCUCUUUGUUGCAUGUCUUCCUCCACUCUCUACUCCCCACAUUUCCUGUCCCCCUUCAGCUGUCAUAUCCAAUAAUACACCCUGGUAAAUAUACACUGUGUAGGAGCUAAGUCUAUACCUUAAGGUACUGAGAUGCUUGACCCAGAGUAACCUUGUUGACGUGCCGCGCUACUGGUUUUAUACACUACCGUGAGUUUUUAAUGAUCAGUAAGGGCCUGGACUCUGUUCCUCUGAUGAGAGGUAUUGCCAAAGUCCAUUUCGCAAUUUCCAUCAAACACCAAAUAAACAAAGAAAAAAUCUGGUAUUUAGCGGUCAAAAACCUUUUAAUUUUCCAGGUCAAUCACCUUCCCACAACAGUGACAUAAGUACCUUUUAUACCUGAGCCCCAGAUAACAGGACAACACACAAGUGAACUGCAAUUCAUUUUGGAUUAUCACAUUAACAUAUUUAGCUCCUUCACACUGAAUUACCUUACAUCUGUUUUUAAAGAUAAAGGUUUUUGUCUUUAUUUUUGAUGUUUCUGUCCCAGUUCUUAGCAAUAACAUUCUCAUAUUAUCAGCUUUAGUCUCUGAUGAAGAAAUGUCCUCUAAAAUCUUUAUAGACUCCACUGUGAUCUUUUUUACUUUACUCUACAGGCUGACUAAAGAGAGGGGUUUGACAUUUUUACAGUAGGGAGUGGGUAAACUUCAAAGGUCAGUCAUUAAAAAUAUCUGACAUUCAGCAGAACAACAGUCUGGAACAGUUUCAUUCAGAUCCCUCUUAGAAAAAAAAUGGCUUCUCUUUGUCAAAACAAUGACCCUAGCCUUCGCUUGUCUGAAUGGAGACUCAUUAGUCUCAGUAAGCUGUAAAAUAUGGCAUGUGGUAAAAUACAGACUUGGGGUUAUCAUGAGACUUCAGCUCAGCUAUGCUCUGCUUAUGUACCAGUCCAACAACAAAACCAAAACGGGCGACUCAGGCGUCUGGAAAGACUUCAAUGACUUAAAGAGUGAAAAUGUUGUGGGAAAGUUCGUCGUGAGUUAUUCCAGCUAUGUCUUGAGCGUGGGUCCCACUGAAGAUACAACAUGUGAGAUGACAGAGCAGGAAAAAACAUACAAGACCUUUUGCGAUGGCGCGAGGAAUCCUAGCUGUAUUUAUAACCGUGGACGUUACACAAAGUUAGAAAAAUAUUCAGAGGUUUGAACUUGAAAACAUCAGAGCGUUCCUUCUGAGAGGCAGCUGGCUGAGAGGGUCUGUUUUUAACAUUUCUCUUCGAGUUUGGGAUUCUUCGAGUUGUUUACAUGUUAAAUGAAAAUCUGAUGUUCUGUCACUCACAGCAGGGUCCAGUCUCUGAGACUCAGGGGGAAAGGUUUUCAUCCCUCUCACACUGGGAGAAAAAUGAACAGUAAGCCAUGUACGGAGGAUGCCUUCAUUAUUUAAUUGAACAUUUGUGACUAGGCCUCUAUUAAAUAAUGUGCUUCAGUCAUGAAAUCUGGUCCCAGAUAAAUAUAGUCUUGAGGAAUGCCAGAGCAGAGGCACUCCUAAUAACUAAUUUGAUGUGACUGUAAAGCCACACGGCAUGUUGUCUCCUUCCAAGUUGUUUUAGAGCAGGGAGGGUGUGCAGGAUGUCUGUGUGUGCAGACAUGAAUCAGCUCCCUGACUGGCUCUCUCUUCAGGCAAAAUCCACUGACACGAGUGUGAUAUGUGGUGUUCAUUUUGAGGAUGAAUCCCUCAGGCCGACUGGAGUUGAUGAAGUUGUCUGGCCUCAAAACUUCAUCUUUUUUUUUUUUUGGAGCAUGGAUCCUUUUGGCUAAAUAAAAUCACAGUUUAAGCCUUUCAGGUUAAAUUCAUGGGUUUUGGCUCUUUUUUAAGGGGAACUCCAUUUGUGCUAAAAAGAUGGAUCACCACACCUGACAAGAAAAGCACCACUUAGCCUGCAAAAAAAUGAUCUCCUGUGGCUUCAUCGAGACUUAAAAGAAGAAAUUAUCUGAGUUAUUUCAGAAUAAGUCUGCUGCAAACACGGGGUUGAGUUUCAGGUUGUUUAAAGUAUAGUUACUGUGAUACUUUUUGAUAUGCCUGUUAAAAACAUCUGCCAUUUUUGCAUAUGAUUGAAAAAUUUAUGAUUUAAUUGUUUUACAGAUUCAGAGAACAAAUAAGACACACUUAAACCUGAGCACAAACCUGCAGGAAUGUGCUGUUUUUUCUAAUUUAAAGUACCAAAGCUUAGCUUCAUCCUGCCGGCUCCAUCUUCUUCAAACCUGCAGCUUUUACUCCGCAGACAGAACUCUUUUAUAGCUACCUUUGCUCUGACCCUUUGACCUUUACACAGACACAUUAACUAGGGGUGUCCCGAUACAGCUUUUUUACUUCUGAUACGAUACCGAUAUUGUAGCCUUCAGUAUCGGACGAUACCGAUAUUGAUCCGAUAUUGGCACAAACUUGUGCAUGACAAGUCUGCAAUUUCUUUUUCAGACUUAAACAAUACUGCCACACAGUCGACAUCACUCCUACUCCUUGCUGCCUUGUUAGUACCUUAGUACACACUGUUGUUGUGAUCACAUGGGCUCUGCAGGCUGCAUCCGAGCGCUGCUAGAUAGAGGUGCUGGAGCAGAGUCUGAAUUGACUGCUUAUAUUGGAGUGCUGAUAUCGGAGAUUUUAGAUGCUGGCCGACACCCCUAACAUUAAUCAUAUAGUCUCUUUUAUCCAAAACAAGUAGGAGAGAGACAUCAAUGUUACUUAAGCAACUGUGUAUUUUUCUGUCCAAACCUGGUAAAUGUUUCUUGGGACCUUUAAACUCCAGCGUUGAUUGUGAGUUUUGAAAUUCUGGAUUUCAAGUAUUCUGUUGUAUCAUGGGAAUGAAAAGAUGAAGUCUUUCUGGAGUUUAAUGGCUAAUUUUCUGGCUCUCUUUUCUUUUUCCUGCUGAGAUCAUAGGAAAGUGAAAAAGCAAUUUGUUUGAAACAUACAAGGACACUCAGUCAAACCUGCAGUGAUUUGGUCUAAUUAUCUGAUUUGGUCAAGAACUCCUCGAGUUUAGCUCACUGCUGUGAUAUUUUCAGGUCAAUCAUGGACUCGUAUCUCACUGGAGUCAUUGAGCGCCUCAGUCAAAAACAGAUUCUGAUGUUUACAGCAUCAGGCCAAAACCACGCUCAAAAACCCGCCCUGGGGUUACAGUGAGGCUCUGGCAGAGGACGAUUGUGGGGCAAACUUCCGCAUUGGCCAACCAUAAAAACACACGAGAGCUAUGUUGUGGCUUGGGGAUCAGUUGGCGAGCCCUCACGACUGACCAUGCUUCUGUCAUAGCUGCGCACAGUCUACCCAAGACAGCAUCGCAUGUUUGUGGUACUCAUGGAGUCGCCUGUUCUCGUUACCAUUAAAACUGAACCUUUUCCCUCAUUUUUGUUAUGUUGGGAUCCAUAUCGACUCGUGUCCUCUGGGAGAAAUUACAUUCCUCCGUUCUGCUCCUAUUCCAACAUAAACUUGGCCGUUUUGGCUUUGUACCACUCCUCGUUUUGUAUCUUUGAAUUAAUAUCAAGUUGUACGUUCUGAAAAGGCUGUAAUUUGAGAUGCUUAAUCACUGCCUUGUCCAUCCUUUUUUUCUGUUUUUGCCUGGUUUUAAAGAUGAUUUGGAUUACUUGUUCUUGACAUCCACAGUGUUUACCAUUAUCCAGCCUAGUAGAUGAGGAUUUUGGGUUUUGGCUGACCCCAUCCUUCCAGGCACGGCUACCCUGAUUUUUAAGUGGUGACGAGCCUCCUGCCACAGAGCUGUGAUUAGUGAGUGGAGCUCUUUCAGAGCGCUCAGUGGGGAAAAGGCUGGGAAGAGGCCUGCACUGGGCGCACUGUGCAUUAUGCUGCAGAGGCUGGCAGGAACUCAGUGAGUGCUAAGAUGUUGAGCCCCAAUGACAAGGGCCUCUGUCCUGUCUGGGAGGUGCAGAGUUCUGCUGUAUCGGGUGAUCAUCCUCUCUGAAAAGCUCCUAAAAGGCUUUUCCACCCCUGUUUUGGCUCCCUGAGUGAGGAGAGUGGGAUGCGCAACAGGAUCCCCCAUUUUCCAGGGUGUUGGAUGUCCCUGAGAAAAAGCCGGCAUACAAUAGUUUCUGUGAUUGCAGAGGCUGCGGAAGGCUGGUGCUGCUUUUCCCCUCGAGUCACAAGGCCUGUCGUUGUGCGAUGGGAGCUGGAGGAGACGGGGCCGGGGCGGAGCGGAGCGUACACCAGGGAGCCCGCUGACAUUCCCAAACUGUACUUAAGCAAUCACAGCUCUCCGCUCAGCCAAGAAGCUGCAGAAAAACACAGAGAUUUCACCUUUAGCUCCAAAACAGAACACAUAUUUAUGAUCACACACACAAAUUUGAAUUGCAUGUUAAAAGAUGACGAAUGACUCUCAUACAGAAAAUUGACUCGGCUUUUAUUGUUUUCUCUUUGGCUCUCGGUCUGCAGAGUGUGUGCAUUCGUCUUAAACAUUUCCCAUAAUGUAAACAGUCAGCCAUGUGAAUAGAUGUUUUUCAGGAAGUAGGUACAAUACAUCUCGAUCCAGCUCUAAAGGGUAGUGGGUUGCAUAAAAGGAAAGUGACCUUUUUAAUCACAAGGUGUGUUCAGGAUGAAAUUUCCCUGCUGGAGUCACAAGCUAUCAACAACCAACAGGCCUCUGAACUUCUGGAGAGGAAAACAACAUGCAGAGAAAACUGUAGACCCUCAACAUGCAUCACUUAAGAGAGGCUUUGUUGUGCACAUAUUUUAAUAUCACCUAGCUCACCACCAUGACAGAAGGAGAAAAGGCAUCCUUGUUUCCUGGAAGCAAGGCAUGAGAUUGUAUCCGAACGACUGUCAUGAUUCAGAGCGUCUGUUUAUAUCAUCAUGAAAUUACCACAGCAAGAUCACUGUUGAGAUGAGAAGGGCCAAACCCAAACUGCUUUGACCCGCUUCUUCACUACUAGGACCAGGAUCCAUGUCUAUGUUUGCAGUAGCUGCGCUUUGAGGUUCCUGAGGGUUGCUUUCGUGGGCUGCUUGGUCCUGACUUGGAAAGGACAGUUUCUUUUUAUAUUUUCCCUCCAGUGUAAGAUGUCCUGCAACAGUGUGACAAUCGUGCAAGCCAAGCUCUUCCUUGUUAUGCUAAAUCUGGAGCAGUGGCCUUGGCUGAGUGACAUGUGUCACUAAGGUUUUCAUUGAGGGAAGGCCGGGUAAGUGUUCUACCAUACACUGUCCAUCCUAUAAACUUCUCUGUCCGUCAUUUUCUCGCAUGCCAGCAGCUGGCUCUGUCCCGCUCUAUUCUGGAGGCUGUGGUGGACCGGAGUGCAAAGCUGCGGUCAUCACUUUGGAGGAGAAAUGGAUACUUGGCACGCAGGAAUAGAACCUUAGAUUAAUGUUUUUAAAUGAGUCUAAAUAUAAAACUUUAAAUUGCAGGCGCGCCUGGUGAAAGAUUGAAUUAUCAGAAAGGGUUUUAUCUUCAGAAUCAGAGACUUUAAGCGGUGCAUCAGGUUCACCCCCUCACCUACAGCUGCUUCUCCUUCACAGUUUAACGCAUGAACAUUUUUGUGCACGUCUUUUCCUUGACGUUGAUGGCUCGGAAUGAUGUGCUAUUUCAGGUCUGACAUGAGUGGGGCUGUUGUUUGGUUUGGCAGGCCGGCGCAGCGCUGGGCCAGGUCAGCAUCAGGGGAGCGGUGCUGGCUGCGGCCACCGCGGAGGGAUGUUUUCUUCUUCUUUUUCUCCGCACAGUGAGCUCUGUGACUGGGCAGUGUGAGGGCUUUUCACGUGGACCCGAGGCCGUUGGGCUUGGGGGUCCAUUGUGGCCUCUGCCCGGGGAGCAUGCCUCUCCUCAUCCCUCCUGAUUGAUCAGCUCGCCUGUUUUUCUUUCCCCUGGAGUGGAAAAGCAAACUGGAGCACUUUUGAUUCUCCGUGCUUUCCAGGCCCCUGGGCGCACUCACGGGGACACUGGGCCCUGAAAUUUUUAUGGGGCAAUGCUGGCUGAGAGAGAUCAGCCUUUUUUUUACUAGUUGGUGCUGUUUACGAAGGCGGUUCAGUGGUAUGUCAACAUUCCUAAAGUUGUUGUUAAGGGAACGACACGUAUAACUGCCCUGUAGUGCAUUCAUGCCAGCAAAAAUAGACAUGUCAGCAUAUAUCCCUCCAGUUUUACGCGGGACAACACCUACGUUUAAAAGCAGUGGUUACCAUGGCUCUGUUUGUUCCCCAUAAAUCAUAAUUGUAAAGCUGGUAAAAUGACAACUGCUGUUAACACUGAAGAGUAAUUCUGCUCCACCGACACCGUAAAACGCAUGCCUACCCGACGUUUUGGAUUUAUGCUGUCAGCCAUUCACAGAAAUUCCUGCAGAAAUAUGAGUAAACGGCUUUCCUACAUCGUAGCGUGUCGAGUUAUAAGUCAUAGUGUGAUGUUUUACAGGAGAGAAACUGUACCUCUGUGUGAAACCAAAGAGAGACAUACCAAAGAGAGACAUACCAUACAGUUCCUCAUUUGUCAGGUUCAUUUAUCAUUAGAGCUCCGGGGAUUUUCAGAGAGACCUUCCACCUGAAGAUGGUGUUGUUGUUGAUGGUGCACGCUUGGUUCAGCUUUUUGAGAUGAUUCUUAUGAACGCAUGUACAAAAAAGAGACCUCCACAUGACCAUUUUAGCCACUCCAGAUGUCUAAUGGGUUUGAUAUGCUGCUGCAGUCGGGAAUGUGAUUUUGAAUAAGUGUUUCUUUUUGCACCCUUUCAUUCAAUCAAUCAAACAGUCUUUAUUUAUAUAGCACUUUUCUUACAGGAUCAUGUAGCACAAAGUGUUUUACUCAGAAAUAAGGAAUAAAAGAAACAAAGUAUACCCGAAUCUACCCCAACCUAACCCUUCAUUCCCACCCCGCGAUCUAAACGCAACAGAAACAGUAUUAAAAUGCAUAAACUUAAAGAGGGCUUGAUUUCGUGGAAACAGGAAUGUGCGCACUGAGGAAACGUCAUUUUACCUUCACAAAUCUCUUUGAUUAACAUUCCAUGACAUGCAAACAUACCUUUAUCUUGACGUUUUUUUUCUCUUCUUCCUCUUUCUUUUCUCUGCUUCUGAUAGAUAUGUCUUUUUUUGCGACAUUGUUUUGCCCCACAACUACCAGCACGAAAAUGUUUUUACUUUUUUAAAUUUUUUUUUAUUAUAUACAUUUGAUCAUACAGAAAGCAUCACUCAUUCAUGCAAAAAAUUAAAAAUAUUAUUAUUUAUUAUUUUUUGAUUGCUAUAUGGGGCCCCCUAUUGGCCGCGGGGCCCUAAGCAGGUGUUUAGUUUGCGUAUGCCUUGGGCCGGCUCUGUUGCUGACUUUUGGUGGCUGUGUGCUUGAGUGCCUCCUUCAGACCACCUACAGUACAUUUUGGUCACAUGAGACAGCUUUGGCUGGACUCAGGGCUCUUAAAGAAUUCGCUGCCAUUGGUGAUCACACAAUCAGGUUCAUCCACAUGUAGUCUGUGAUGAGAUUUUAAAGUCCACAUCACAGAGGCAAAAAGUUUAUUUCACUGAGCAUCAGCAUGAAAACUUUUCAGUGUAUGAAUUUGUCUUUUUGCACUGAUAUCACAUCAGGAUUGAAGCAGCAUAAACAGUCUCGUUUUACUCUAACUGCAUGUCGUCUGAAUGACUGUAUACUCUGUAUACUCACAGUCAUCUCAUUGUCUCUGUCUCUCUGAUGCUCAUUCGCUCUCUAAUCUUGUACAUAUGGUUUAUAUCUGGAGCAGUUUGAUGGUGUGUGGCCAUGGUGGAUGAAUGGAGCGGGGGGGUAUUAGCUUUGGCUUCAUGAAGAUCUGUCGCUUUACUCCAUGUUAUUGAAUGCAGCGCAGUGUAAGCCUCGGCCAAGAAUUUAUAUGUAUGAAGCAUUUAAAGAGGAUUGAGAAGAUUGAGCUUGACUGCCAGAGCUUAGAGCAUUUACUGCAGCGUUGACUGGGUACUGUAUAGACAGGGCGCCUUUUUGGAAAAAAGAUCACCCGAGCACGCUCUGAAGUCAAAAUCCUAAUCUCGUCAUAGUUUGUGUGUAUUGAAAGUUUUGUGGAAUAAAGGUAAUUGGCUCAUCAGUUGAGGGAGGCUCUGUGGAGGUGUCUGUUGUCAGUCUGCACCCUCUAGUUCACUGAUGUGGGACAUGAAUCGAAAAUCAACGGACUUAGCUAGCAUGACGUCAUCUAGCGGUUUGUCCAGUGCUGUUUUGAGCCUUUAGCUAACCAUGUUGGCAAAUUGAAAAAUAUUUUGGAAAAAAGGAGAGGCUCUGAGGAGUAGCAAGAGGUUGGUAAAUAAGAGGAUAUCAGGGCUGUUGAGUGCAUGUCUGCAGCUUAUGAUUUAAGUGGUUUAUUGAGUAAAAAUAUGCAAGCCGUAUAGCUGCAUCAAUGCAGAUAUUCCCUAACAAGUUAUUUCCUUUUCAAAUCAAAAGAAAUAUAAAUUCCAACUAAACAAUGUAUCUAAAGGUAAGAAAACUAUAAAACAGUCAAAAUUGAAAAUACAUAUAACUAGGGCUGGAUGAUAUGGGAAAAAGUUUAUCACAAUAUAUUUUUUUCAUAUCAGUCGAUAUCAAUAUAUAUCACAAUAUAAAAAAUGAAACUUAACAUUGUUAUUGGUAGCAUGUCUUUUGCAAUACAAUAAGCUUCAACAUCUGUGAGGUCUUUGUGUCUCUUCGACGUUUUGUCGUAAGGCGUUGCUCAAGAGAAAGCGGACUGAAUGGUCGGCUCUAUCAGCUGCACAGACGUUUUAAUUCAGCACAUGAUUGCUUCUGUGCGAAGCAGACCCAGAGCAACUCCCCUUUUCAUUGGCUGUUCAUAUAGUCUACCAAAACAUGGCAGAAUGCCGACAAUAGAAAAGCAUAUUGACCAUGUUUUAUAUUGAUAUUGAGGGAAAUCAAUUUUUGAUAUAUAUAUAUCGUCAUUGUUUUAUCACUCAGCCCUACAUAUAACAUUUAUACAGGGUCACAGAGUCUAUAGGGUAGACAAAUGGGUUUUUUUACACUGUAGCUAAUGUUAGCAGAGCUAGCACCAACAGCCUUUGGUCCUCCUGUGCAUGUGUUGGUUGUGCCUGGCUCCAGUCAAGUGGUUUUAUAACAGUUUAACUAACCACAGCCUACAUCUAAAAUCACCAACAUUUUCACAGACCCACCUCAUGAGUUUUAUCAUUCAUCUGUGUUUGUUUACAUACAGGUAGUAGACUACUGCAGUAGUAUAAUGAUAUAUAUAUAUGUUGACCAGCAAGGUGAGUUUCUGCUGCAAAGUUGGGUGUUCAAACAUACACCCCCGAUGAGGAUUGACUUGCCUUUUUAACCAGCCUCAAGUGACCACCUGUAGUUUUGGCGCUGCUGUCUAAGCUUCAUUUUUUCAGUCCUGAAGGCUGCUGUUCAGCCUGAUCAUUAUUUUAAUCAUUAUUUUUAAACUUGAACCUUCUAUUAUGCAGCUGUGGUGAGAUAUAAAGCAAUAACAAAAGGUCAAGAAUGUUAAUGAGAUGAUUUUUUCUAAGUCCACAAUGUUCUGCGUUCAGCUUUAUGUCGUGUUUUAUUCGUUACAGAACACGGACUCAGUAAUACACCCUCGCUCAGACAUAAUUACAGGGCAGCUGUUAUCAGUGACAGUGGAUAACGACCAGGUUAGCGCCCGCCUCAGGUCCUCGCUCAGGACCUCCACUAACGCUCACUGCAGGAUAGGAAAUAGUGCAUACAGCUCUGAUUAUUACCCGGCCCAGGAUGUCUGCUGUCCCCCCGCCUCAUCGUAGUGCAGCAGUCAUGUCUGUGGUGGUGGAGACAGCGAAUGAGAAGUUGGAGCACUUUCUUACAGCAGGAUUGAGCUUCCCAAAAUAAAAGCACCCUUAGGCUUCUCUCUCCUGUGUGCUACUGGCCUGUGCCCUGUAAUUGAAGCUGCAGGGUGGUAAUGAUGAUGAUGAUGCAGAGCGGCUCACUUGGAGCCAGACUGAAGGCUUCUCCACCGGCCCUGUCUUCAGCUUCUCCCAUGGACCUUGAUCUGAAACAUCUGCCUUCUCUCCUCUCUUCACCAUUUCCUGUUUGUUUGUGUCUCGAUCGUCCACAGAGGCUUGUUUUCAGAUUCUCUUUUAUUUUUUUGACAGUUAACCCGACAUUUUUCCCGCCAGUACCGAACUUUCUCUUGAAGUAAAACCGCUCACACAUGGUCUCUCAUUCACUUUUUCCAGAUCUUAAAUUUUGGAGUUCGGUCUUCCAAAAAUGCUUUUAAGAGCUUUAAACUUUGUCUUAAAAAUGGAUUUUUAAUACAGACAAUUCACGCUGGUUUCCCCUCAAGUUUUAAAUGAAUAAAACCUGUUGAAAACUGUCGUGAAAAACACAAUCGUCACAUUUUAUCUCUGGAAACCUCUUUUCUAUUCAUACAUGUGGCAACAAUGCCUCGUCAGGUCACAUGAUGACACCAAUAAGCAAGUCCAGAAGUGAGAAUCUUUAUGUUCGUGGUUUUUACACAAUUCACAUGAACUGAUUGUCAUUAAUGUCACAUUUUCGCUGACACAGAAGGAUGAAGGAUGAGCCUCUCAUCCAGCACAUGCUGGGAAAGACUCCAGCCCCCUCCAUGCCUGCCAGGGAUAAGCUGGUAUAGAAAACGGAUGGGUGGAUGAUGAUUCAAAUAAACAGAAAGCUUCAACCAAACCCUCCAUGACUAGUUUGCCAUCUUUGCAGCAGAUGUCUCUUAACUGCAGGGGACAUAUUCAGCUGAAAUUUUCAAAACAAACAAAUGAAAGGGUCGAUUUUAUCAAGAUUGUGUUUGUUUAAUUCAGUCAAAUUUAAAAAAAAGGCAUCAUUCAGGAUGUUCAAAAGUCCCCUACCUCUUGCAGAAAUGGUUUGUUUUUGCAGACAUCUACCAAUAUUGUUGUAUCAGCUCAAGGCCAGCUCAGCAUACCAGCGACUUGCCCUAAUGAUCCCGGGUUUGUUGACUAUGAGCUCCUGAUUACAGCACAGCGCAGCUUUAAUCAGAGCUUCUUCCUCUCCGCGGCCACAGGAUCCAGGAGGAAUCGGCCAGCGACUUUCUCCAGUGGUCUCCUGCUCCCUGUGCCUAGACAAAAUAAUAGGCCUUCUUCAGCCCGCCUUCGCCCCUCCCUAACUUUGUUGAUGCAUGAGACGCGGGGGCAGCAUUGGCAGUGCCACGGAGCCGUUUACAUAGUAGCUCUGAGACCGGCCGUGUAUAAUGGUUUGAUGUCUAACAAUGGAGCAGUGAUGAUUUCAGAACAAAGAUGUUUUGGGGAGCCCGGUUGCACGCCACUGUCAGCCGUGCCAUGGUUACAGCUAUAAAAGGCUGGCAUCGUGGACUCCAGAAUAGAUGAUUGUGACGGAUGAACUGCUCCGGUGGUGCAGACAAGGUUUUUUUGAACCCUCUAAGGUCAAGCUCCUGUCACAGAGGAGCACUUUGUUUUUCUUUCUCCCUCUCCCUUUUGUUUUUCUUUACUUCAUUGCAUUCCUCCUGAGUCAUAUAGAUCAGGGUUGUAAUUCUUCGGCCGUUAGAGAGCAUCAGGAUCCACACUCAGUAGCCAGACACUUAUAUAACUGAGGCUUUGCUUGCAUUAGAGUGUGUUCAUAUGCGCAUACUGUGUGGCUUCACCGGGUCUUCCUUGCAGAAUCCCUAAAGCAUGCAUGUCUGUCAGGUAUAUAUGCCCCUGAGAUUGUUUCUCAGCAGGAGGGAGCGUAGACGCCUCUAUUCCUGCUCUCUGAUGAUAUGGAAUAUGUGAUCUUAGGAGUCCGCCGUUAUUAUUUCGGGUUUAUCCUGGGAGGAAUAGCAGCGAGAGAUCCCGAUGAUCGCUUUUGGUAAAGGCUUCCUGGCACGCACCGCUAAUCUGCCCACUCGCUGAGGAAAGAGAGGAGGAAAAUUGGACCGAAUUGAGAACAGAGACAUUGUUCAAAGAGUUGCCGAAUUGGAAGCGGGUGCUGGCUUUUGGACGCACAAAUCUUCAGCUCCAUCGGUGCCACUGUGUCAGCAUCCAGCUCCAGCAUCAGCUUCAGUUGCGCACAAGGGAAAAAAACCAAGUGGAGACGUUUCUGUGUAAGACUAAUGCCAGCUGAUGUCAGUGGACGGGGGGAAAAUAGUCAGUGAGUCUUAUUGUGAAACUUCUGCUCUCUGUGGGCUGUUUGAUUUCACUUUGAGUUUUCCUGGACUGUGUUCAGACUUAAAAUAAAAUAAUGACUUUGUUUCCCCGGCAAAUUGGAACUUCUGAAAGUGUUUGGAGACUUCUUCAUGAAAACAAACAGUCUUUUUUUUUCUUUUUUUUUUUCUUCGUUUGCAUAUUGAGGAGCGGUGCAUGACUGUGCUCCCUCUGUGGUCAGUAAGCGGCCAGUUUCAUGGUUAGAUACCAGACAGUGUUGUGGUUAAAACAAUUUGUUUGUUGAGAUUCCUGACAGUUAAAGUGUCUGCGUUGAGUUAUGAGCUGCGCAGACUCGGUCCAGGUGUGCAGAGUGUUUAGUGCAAACAUGUGCGUGAGGUCAGCUCCGAGACGCGGCUUACUAAUCUCUUUUUCUUAUGAAACAAUUAUCCUUUAAUAAUCCACUUAUUUUACUAUGAGGUUGCAAAAGUGUGUGGCUGUCGUUCAACUCUGAAAUUACCAACAACCUUUAAAAAUAAGAGUCAUCUUCAGGUUUGCUGAGGCUGUAAUUCAUGAGGUUCAUGCAGGUAUGUAGCGCCCUCUUCUGUCAAAAGAUGAACAUUCACUUAACUCCCUGAAUCAUGGUUUGUGGAGUGUUUGACUUUACUGGAUUUAAAUUCUGCAGAAGGAAAAUUUAAUGAUUAGGGGCAGUGUUUAUAACCACAAUAGAUAAUUAUGAGAUUUUAACUGCAUCUGGAUCCGAUUUGAAGUACACGCUCACCGUUUCCCAUCAGACCAACGCUUGGUUCACUGCCAAACAUCUGUUGCCACGUAAUUUGUCACCUAUCAGCCGAGGGGCUGAAGGGCAGCUCUAAUAUAAACGGCAAUCAAGAUAAAAGAUGUUGAUUUAGGCUGCUGUGAUCGCCGAGACUGAUGAGCCCGCAGCAGAGGAAUGCCGGGUGUGACUCAUGCAAGAGAAACUCUGAUUUUUUUUUUUUCCCAGUGCCCUGCGCUCUUAUAUAAACAACGAUAAGACGUCUAAUUUUAUUUCAUACUCAAUAACAUCCUCUGGUCUGCAGCGCUGUCCUUGCUGCUCUGUCCUCCACACAUGGCUCUUGUUCAUCCUGCUGGUAAAUCUCUCCUGUUUUGAUCUUGACUGAAAAUAUCCUACAUGUCGGCCUGUCAGACAUGCUUUAUUCCAGGUUGUCAUGCAGUAUAGUCUCCUCAGAUUUACAGCUUCCUGAAACAACGACUCUACAUUUGUUCGCCGCCAAUAUGUGAAGUAGUAAUCCAGAAAAACUGCUGCGAAAUUCCUGCCUCUGCUCUGAACGUCGCUCUUUGUGUGACUUUCUUUUUACAGUAACAUUGCAUCAUGGUCUAAGAACUCGCACGCUGCCUCAGUAGAUUCUUCAGCUCUGGUCUGCAAAGUCUAAAGGAGUUUCAUGCUAAUGUUCUCCUCUUUCUCCGCAGGAAUCCUCUCCUUCAGACUACAGAAGUAACUCCGUGUCCAGCAGAACCCCGACCCCACCGGGACGAUACUCACCUCACAGCCCCACUGAGCGGGACGCACCAUUGUCCCCCCGUCGUAGGUAAAGACCACUCGCAACACGAACACCAAACGAAGACGAAUGAAUGAAUGGUUUUAUUUUUGGUCACAAUAACAACAAAUGAGAAACAAACAGAAUUAUAAACUUGACCAAAAAAAGGAUUAGGCGGAAGCACAAUGCUCAUAGUUGCCUAUCCUUUACAAUCCUUAUAACAUCAUUUUAAUAUUUAAAAUAGUUGAUAAUGUUGAAAUAAGAUAAAAAAAGAAAUGCCAAAGAUGCUAAGAUGCUAAAACAUGAGUUGUUAUUGCUUUCUCCAAUCAGAAUCACUGUCAGCUUUCCUGACCACGUGUAUGUUCAUAAGGAUUCAGUUGAAGACAUAAUCUUGACAUCUUAAGGAAAACAAUUAAAACUUUCAGUGUAUCUUAUAGCAGCAAUUACAACAUCCUGUUAAAAAGGGACAUUUUUCAGAUGAUUUGACAGACCUUAUGAGACACCGAGGGUCAUGGUGUUUUGCUCUGACAGCUAUAGUUUUGACAUGAAGUUCUCACCUUCGUGCAGCUGCUCAUUUUUAGUGUCUUUAAGUUGUUUUGCAGCUGCCUGUAGAUUCGACAGCUCCAAAUGAAUUUCGAGCCUUUGGGAAACACUAUCUCCUGUCCACCACCUGCGCUGCAGUUUGCGUUUCCUGUCCCGCCCCCUCUGAUGAGGUGCCGCAGCUGUACUUUGACCCAUUUCAUAGCGUGCAGGUGCUGUCCAGUGAACAUUUUUUGGGAUUCACUCUGACUCAUCAGCGGCAGAAAUGAAAAUCUUCCCUCAGACUUGAUCAGAAUCCUUUUGUGUCCAACUGUCUCAGCUGGAGAACUGCUGCGUGUGUUUUCUCAUGGUUGACUUUGGCCGCAAACGCCCUCUAUCUGGUAACCAACGCUGGUGAUAUGACGUGUCAGUAACUGCAGUCAAAUCCAAACACUCCAUAUUCCCAAAAAAAGUCUGAUUGAACUCCCCCCUGAUCGGCCCCCUGUCUGUAGCCCCCAGCCUGCACACCAAACCUCUCCCUGCCGCUCCCAGCCAAUCACAGACUUGGUGACAUCCCAUGUUCCCUCCCCUUUGUGUCGCAUGGCCAAUGAGUUUGAGCCUGGAGGCACACCUUUCGGUCAGACUCUUGUUUUUCUGUCUGGUCUGGUUCAGAUAGAGGUGUGUGUUCUGCAUCUGCAUGUGUCUGCUCAUUUUCUUUUCCUAUGUAAGCUGCAGAGUUAGAAACACAGGGGCUGGAAAGAAUAGUUGAGCUCUCUUUCUGUUCCCUCUUUCUCUCUUUUUGAGGUGAGUCUUUUGAGUUUUGUCAUUUGGAUUUCUUUUGUCUGAAUGUUGAAACUUUAGAUGAGUUACUCCUCUGUGCUGGUUUGAGAAAUGUGGUUGUAAUUAAGCCUUGUAAUCCUGGACAUGUUUUGGCUACAUGCAUGUGCUCUGAUUAGAUCAUAGUCAGGGUUCCUCUGAGCCGGCUCUGGGUUCAGAAAACAGCUCACAUUCAUGGUUUUUAAGAGGACAGACCUUUUAUUUGAUGUUUGCAGAAGUCUGCACCGGACGGCGUUCCCUCUCACCCUCUCCUCUGUUAUUUGUUUCCCUCCCAUUUGACCUCGACUUUCCAUUCGUUUUUUUUUUUUUUUGAGAUUGCAAUUUCAGCAGGGUCGGGGAGUGAAGCGAAAAAAGGGGAAAUGGGCCGAGGGUGGAGCUGAGCAUGUGGAGAACUUGGAGGGUGUUCUUUCAGAGGUCUGUUUUCAAUUUGAAGCAUGCUUGGUGAUGCAGAAAAGAGUCAGAACAUCGCUUUGGUCGCAUAUUUUGUUGUCUUGUCUGUCGGCCACCUCGUGUUUCAGCCAUGUUUGUUUAGUGAGAGUCCUAAAGAAAACAUGCAUAAUAGCACAUAUGCAGCCACUCCUGAGCCCUGCUAGAUACCUCAUAUAAGUACAGAGUUAGUCAUUUAGUGGUGCAUCUUUACUUUGAAAAAAAUAUAUAAUCACCUUGAUGAUCAGGGUCCAGAGUCUCUAUGUGACUAACAGCUGAAUGACUCGGCAGACCGAGUCCAUCACCUGACCUCAACCAGCUGAGCACGUGUUUCACAGGCUGAAGGCAAAACACUCGGACACCUCUGCUGUUGAAGAAACCAAGCCCAUACUAAUGUUUGUGUUUUAUCAACACCACAGACAGACUGCGAACUAAGCAAUGAAACAGUAACUUAGUGUUUGCACCGUGGAGGUUUAGAGCAAACUCAGGUGUUGACCAAAGAGUCAAUAUUUAGGCAGGUUUGUGCUUUUAAGGGACAGGUUAUCAGGUUAAGUUGACUGACUAGCUGACAGGGAGGCUACAGGUUGGAAGCAUCAAACCACACCUGGCCUGUGUAGUGUACCAACCGGUUUUCACAGACAGAAAACGCUCUCCAGCUCCCUCCUGAAUUCAACUUUUUUGUCCCUUCUUUCCUGACCCUGAUUCUGCAGGAAGGGAUCUGUGUCCAACAUCGCAUUAAGUAUGGAAGAAGUAGUAAAAAUAAUGGCUUUCUUUCCUUCACACCAGGGGUAAAGAAUUUUCUUGUAAAAUGAGCUACUGUUCUUUCUUCUAAUGUCUUUAAUGGGGCUGAUGGUGUAAACUACCUGAAGGUGAAAGCUUCCUGUCUCCACCCACCUCCUCCUGUGCAUUAAGUGACAGGAAACACCCACAGGAUGAAAGUUAGAAGGCUGUUAUGUGACUUUAUCACAUGAAGAAGCAAAUCUUGUACCCGUUGUUUUACUAUCAGGCUCUGUCAGGCAUCAAAAUUCAGACAGAAAUCGAGUUUACCCUUUUAUUUACGAUUACAGAUGCUUUUCACGAGCUCAAUAGUGUUUCCCUUAGUGUAUUUGCCUUGAGGCUGUUUUCCAAGUCAGGACAAUAUCUCUUGUAAGUGGAUAUGUCAGAGUCCUGUUGAGCCUAACAUGUGUGAUUUAACCAUGUUUUGGUCUCUUGCCCGUGGUGAGCAAUCUAGACUUCAUGGUCGAAGGUCAAAGCCUCAAAGGCAGCUGCUGCCCCUGUCUUCAUUUCCUCUGGACUUAGCUGAACCAAACCCACAAGUCUUUCAUGAACAUUUUCCACACAACACAUCAUCAGGAGCUCGGUGUAUUGUUUCAGAGAACGCCAUAACACACGGUGCGUUUUUCUUUCUUUCUUCUCCCCCUACAGCAGUUCGAGCUCUGACUUUGCCAUGCAGAGGUUUGACAGGGAUUCGGAGGUGUACAAGAUGAUCCAGGAGAACAAGGAGUCCCGCACACCGCCUCGUCAGUCGAACACCUUUAAAAUGCUGCAGGAGGUCCUGGAGGCCGAUGAGAAAGGUAAGAGGCUCUUUGUAAUCAAAACAAGUUUGCACAGUCUGAAGGAGUGUUCAUCAAACACACGAUUAUGGACUACAGUGAUGCAUUACUUCUACCAAACUGAACUCUAACAAUGCCUGUGAAGUCGAAUUACACGUUCAGGGUCUGAUUAGAACAUUUGCAUUGACAGGCCAAAGCAAAUGGAUUACAUGUAUGUUUUAGAUUUAUGCUGCUGGUUUAGCCCUUUAACCCCCUUGCAUGCACUGUAAAACAAUUCAAGGGGGUUACCGUCAAAUGCAACAUAAAUUAUAUCUCCUACAGAUGUUUGCUGGCUGCCUUUUAAAGCCAUUUCUGCAGAACAAGCCGGUGUCAAGUCAGUCCAUCUGGCUUUCACCUGAGCAGGAUGUACAGAAAAGCUCCCCUGUGAGCACUUGAUGUUGUGUACGGCACAUCAUAGAAUCUAUCCGUCCCCCUCUCCUGCCCCCCGUCUCCGCUUUGAUAAAUGUCGGGGUAAAUAAAUCCAGAGAGCGAUAACAUUCUUUCAUGACGCGAUAAUGACCGAUGUGUGUGAAGCGCGUCCCGCGGGUGAUGAGCUGUGAUGACGAGCGGGGAAACACAAGCACGCUCCACUGACGGACAAACACGGUGCUGAUGUGAGGAACAGAGAAAUGCAGACCUGUCAGAACAGCGCUAUGAGCAGCUGUGUUAAUCUUUGUGUGUCUGUGUGUGUGUGUGUGUGUGUGUGUUUAACUCCAGAGGCAGCCCUGCGGUUCCCAGGGAAACUCUCACCCAACGCCCCGAAAACGAGCACAGCAGUGGGAGGAGUUCGGAAAAACCACACCUGUGAGAAGUGUGGCACCGGCAUUCUGUAAGUCCACUGUCACCUGCAGUGACACGCUUCCUGGAGCAACAAAGGCGUGUCAGUAAAGACAACACCUUGUGGGGAAAUAUGUACCAUACUCACUCGGCUUGUAAAUCUGUAAAUCAGAAGUGACGUUCCAUGUUAUAACCUACUAAAUUAUCUGUUUAUUGGCAUUUUCAGUUUGGACAUAAACAAAUCACAUGUACAUAAUAAACCCCCCCAGUCCCUUUAUUACCACCCCAUGUUCCCAGAUCCUCUAAAAGGAGUAUAACGUGAGGAAGAAAACAAAUAAAUAAAUAGUAAUAAUGAUAAGGAUAAUGAUAAAGAUAAAUGAUAAAGAUAAGUUAUCCUGAACAUACAAUAUAAAAUAAGGGUAUUGCAAAAAAAGGAAGAAAAAAAAAGAAAAAAACAGGGUCCAGAAAGAGAAAUACAAAUUAAAUUGAAAUACUGGGGAAGAAAAUAAAAUAAUAAAAAACAAAGAAAAAACAAAAAAAAGCGCAAUAUUCCAGAUCAACACUGUUCUUAAAAACUAGAUAUUUAACUGUUCGAUACGUGAUAUUCAAAACCUUUAAGGGGGAUUUUUUGUCAUUAUAUUGGCUUUUUUAAAACUGGAAGUUAAGAAGUGAGUCCUAUCUGAUUUUGACCGGCAUUCCCAGUAAAACUAAGAAUGAAAACACAAACCCACCCCCUAAAAAAAGAACUUUAUAAGAGCUCAUUCACCUCUCCACCCUCGUCUACUCACUAAAUACAGAAUAUAAUGUCAAAAGGCAACACAGUGAACAUAUCAGUUCAAUGUAGAAAUCACUUUUAGGUGUAUUUUCUUUAAUGUGUGUUUAACAACCCACUCAGGAACAGGAAUUACAAAUUAGCUAAAGAAAUGCACAGUCAGUGAGCUGGCUUUAUUCUACUUUUCACUGUUUGUUAUGAAAUGCCUUCAACCUCUGUGAAGUUAAUCAAACUCCUCACUUAAAAUAAGGACAUAACAAUACACAGGUGAGCGAUAUAAAGUAAGUGUUGAGGGAUACAGCAAAUGAAAACCCACAAAAUUAGUUUUUCCUAUUUAACACUUGCAUACAGGUGACAAUAAGUAAUAGUUAAGAAAAACAAACUCUGCAUUAAAGCCAAUACAGUCACUUAUCGUCUGACCGCAUUCGUUUCUCUGCAGCACGCUGGCCGUUCGCAUCACAGACGACCACUACCGCCACCAAGAGUGCUACACCUGCACAGACUGCGGUCUUAACCUCAGGAUGAGAGGUCACUUCUGGUUCCAAGACACGAUGUACUGUGAGAAGCACGCCAAGCAGAGGCACGAAAACCAAGUGAACAACCCUCAAGCCACCGUGUCCCCUCGCCAUUAAGCCUGUUUGCCCCCCCACCCCACCUGCUCUGCUCUGGAUGUAGAGUGCUGCACGUUUGCCUGAAGCUCCACCUCUCCUGACUCAGUUACAGACCUUUGAAAAUAGGGUGUGGAGGUGGAUACUGGUCAACGGUUCAGCACAGGAUAUGCUUUUCUGAUCACAUUUAACCACAUUUUGCAAUAUAAUGAUUCACUUUCUUAUAAUUGUAUGAGAAUUGGGGCUUUUUUUCCUCUUAAAUAGCCAAACCGCCACGGUCUCUUUAGGUUUAUUUUUAGCUCUAAUGAUGCACAGCUGCUGUGGACUUGAGCCACAUUGUGUUAAAAAUAAGGCCAGUUUCACAAACUCCAAUGCUCAAGACAAACUCAACAGGACCGUCUAACUGAACCCGAGGAUCUGGACUAUCAGUUUAACCUCCUGCUUGACUCAAAGGGACCAAAAUCUCACCUACACUGCAUGCCAACUUGAAGAUGUACUGUACUCAAACAGUGCCGUGUGGGUUCACGCUUUCACACGCAGAAGUGUGGCGGCUUCUGCUUGACUUUCCUGUGAGUGUGACUGUGUGUGCGUUUGUGCGUGAGAAAGAGAGAGGGAAGGUCGAAGUUGUUACAGACACAAAGCAGUUUGUUAUUUUUCGCGCUAGAGUCAGGCCAAAAGCCCUCGAGUUUUUUUCUAUAUUUCUUUUGUAAGAAGAAUUUAUGAGUAGAAAAAAAAGAAAAAAAAAACAUAUUUACUGGCUUGUUUUGCUGUUUUUGUUUCUUAUGAGGGAUAAUAGAUUCAUACAAUAUACAAUAUUUUGAUGUUUUUGUGAUUGAUCUGUAAACUUUGAUAUAGACCAUUUAAAAAGCAUAAUGUAUGCACAGUACAUUUAGUGUGAGAAGAGAGUUGAUGGUGAUGCAACAAUUGUCCAGUUACAACAGUACUCAGAGAUACACUAUGAUGUUUCUAUUUCAUGUGGCACUUAAUAAAACGGCACAACCUGAAGCUUCCUUGUUGAUGCGAUUUAAAUAUGUGCAUCUUGCAUUACUGCACACAGGUUCAUGUUAC